Lactuca saligna is the source of this 1224-nucleotide messenger RNA. Lineage: Eukaryota; Viridiplantae; Streptophyta; Magnoliopsida; Asterales; Asteraceae. The record is from the annotation of a GenBank genome assembly.
AUGUGGGUGUGGCCUAAGACGCGUGAAGAAGCCCCCAUACCGGGUAGCCUUAUCCUCCUCUUCUCAUCUUUACCCGACGGUGCAAAGAAAAGGGAAAAAGAUACAAACGACGACAUCGUCUCUCUGACCUCACCUCUAUCUUCGGUCAGCGCUCUAGUCGGUCAUUCCACCUCCGCCUACACACUAAACGAUGCAAUCCAUAGUGCGGAGGAAGUUCGAACCACAUCAUUGUUUUCCAUCUCCGGCGAUAAUUCCAGCCGACCACUCCACCUCUGGCCACACAAGACGGCGACGACUUCACCUCCGUUCACUCCUUCAACCGACGAUUCCAUCUCUGGUCCGAUUUUGAACUCUAUCUUUGCUUCGAUUAUAUUACUUUCAACCACUUGGGUUGUGGUGACUUGGCGAUUUCCGAUUCCUUGCCGUCGAUUGCUCGCCGCCGACUUCCAUCAUCGGAUACCGUCGCACCCACAACACCGGAGACCGUCGCACACAACAGAUACGAUUCAGUCUCUGAGUAUGACAGUGUUAAAGAGAUACGUGCUAAGGUUAUUCAUGUCAUUGAAAUACGUUACUGCAAACAUAGUGGACAGAAACAAUGGCAGAAUAGUUGCAACAGCUUCAACAGUUGAACAAUCCAUAAAAACCUCACUUGAAUGUGGUAGAACAUGUAAUGCCAAAGCUGCAACAGUUGUGGGUGAGGUGUUGGCUAUGAGGCUAAAGGUAGAAGGUCUUGAAUCUGGUCAAGGAAGAGGCAUUCAUGUAGAUGUCAACAAAGAACUUGAGAAAAAAGAUUUUAAGAACAGAACAAAGGUCUGGGCUGUUAUCAAUUCCCUCAAGAACAAUGGAGUCAAACUCAUACUUGAUGACACUAAUGACACUUCAAAGCCAGCUUAUUAAAUCUAUAUUCGUUAUUACUCAUUUAACUUGUUGAUGUUUUGUAUGUAACAUGGGAAACUGUAUUUGGGUUUUGAAUGGCAUUUUCCAUGUCAUCUUAUAAAGAAAAAGCUAAAAUGCCUGUAUUUUUUUAUAAAAUAUAAAGUUAUAUAAAAACAGAAUAGAACUUGUGUAUUGGCAUUUUUGAUUUUCCACGUCAUCUUAUGUAUUUGCCUGGGUUCACAGUUGACGAAUUGAAAUUCUGUUUGACAGCUCUAGUUAUCGUUGAUUGCAUUAAAGUGCACAAAAAAGUUAUAAAAUUGGUCACUUACGUUUAAUAUAUGUCGU